Penicillium arizonense is the source of this 1605-nucleotide messenger RNA. RefSeq names its product MFS-type gliotoxin efflux transporter gliA (gene gliA). Gene Ontology annotation, molecular function: transmembrane transporter activity. Bases 1 to 1605 code for a protein of 534 amino acids. The record is from RefSeq and is a predicted model, not a curated record. Lineage: Eukaryota; Fungi; Ascomycota; Eurotiomycetes; Eurotiales; Aspergillaceae. Gene Ontology annotation, biological process: transmembrane transport. The transcript is spliced from 4 exons.
AUGUCGUCUGUCGAAGACAUCAAUGGUCCCGUUCCCGACAACCUUCCCAGCAAGGAGGUUGUUCAAGAUACAUCUGUGCCCGCAGUCAUCCAGGAGGCCCAGUUAACUGGGCUCCGACUGGUGGCUGUUUUCACUGUUCUUUGUCUUGCAGUAUUUUUGGUUGCGCUGGACAACACCAUCAUCGCCACUGCGAUCCCCCGGAUCACCGACCAGUUCAAAGCCCUCGGCGACGUCGGCUGGUAUGGAUCCUCUUACUUGCUUACAACUUGUAUGUUCCAGCUCGUGUUUGGAAAGCUAUACGGCUACUUCCCCGUCAAGCUAGUGUUCCUAACUGCAAUACUUCUCUUCGAAAUCGGAUCUGCCGUCUGUGGCGCGGCGCCUACCUCCGAUGCGUUCAUCAUCGGCCGAGCAAUUGCUGGUCUUGGGGCAUCGGGCAUUUUCCAAGGGGCUAUGGUUAUUGUUGCUUACUCUGUUGAGCCGAGGAAGCGUCCUAUGUAUAAUGGAAUCUUUGGAUCCAUAUACGGUAUCUCAUCGAUCAUCGGUCCCCUACUCGGUGGUGCAUUCACGUCCAACGUUAGCUGGAGAUGGUGCUUCUACAUAAACCUUCCUAUCGGCGCCGCGGUCGUUCUCAUUCUCCUCUUCUUCCUCCAACUACCAACGACAGUAGAAGCUGAAACAUCCUCCUCCAAAACCUUGGUCCAACACAUGGAUCCGCUUGGAAUCCUCACCUUCCUUCCCGCCAUCGUCUGUCUGCUCCUCGCCCUCCAAUGGGGGGGCACGACAUACAGCUGGUCGAACGGCCGCAUCAUCGCCCUCUUCGUCCUCGCCGGCAUCCUCGUAAUUAUCUUCUUAAUCAUCCAAAUUAAGCGUCAGGAAAACGCCAUGAUACCCACGCGGAUCAUCCGCAUGCGCCCCAUAGCAUUCUCCUCUAUCUUCAUGGUCCUGUUCGCCGGUGCCUACUUCACAAUUGUCUACUACCUCCCCAUCUGGUUCCAGGCUAUCAAGGGCGCUUCCGCCGUCAACUCAGGCAUAAUGUGUCUCCCCCUCAUGCUCUCCAUGGUGAUCUUCUCUUUCGUCACAGGUGGCGGCGUCACUGCCACCGGGCGCCCCGAGCCAUUCUUCUACUUCGCUGCUAUCCUCUCCGUCGUCGGCGCUGGCCUCAUGACUACCUUCGAAGUAACCACCGGCCAUCCAAACUGGAUAGGCUACCAAGUCCUCCUUGGCUCCGGCGUCGGAAUGGGCAUCCAGCUCCCCAUCAUCGCAGCGCAGGCUGCUCUUGCAGCGCCUGACAUCCCAAUUGGGACGGCGAUCGUGACCUUUUGCCAGACCUUUGGCGGAGCGAUCUUUGUCUCGGUUAGUCAAGCGCUUUUUGCAAAUCGGCUGAGAAGCGGGAUUCUGGACACGGUGCCCGCCGUGCGUCCGGAUAUUGUGCGGCAGAUUGGCGCGACGAAUUUGGAUUCUGUUAUUGAUGGAGGGCAUAUGCCUGCUGUGAAGAGGGUUUAUAAUGAAGCGCUUGUUUCAGCGUGGUAUUUGGCUGUGGCACUUUUUGCGCUUUCUAUUGUUGGGGCUGGGGGGAUGUCGUUGAGGAAGAAGAGUGUUAUUUGA